AGAAUGCACCGCAGCAGGGCGAACCUUCAUAAACACCCUUAUUGUGGCGGCGCGGGUCUCCGGCUGCACACACACAGUGUAACACAGUGCGCUGAUCGCUUCAGCAGACUUUAAUACGGAAUAAACCUCGGGAUAAACAAACUGCAGCUGCUGCGACGAGACAAAGUGUGUGAACGUGCAGCUCCGGAAGUGUGGUGUUUAUUCGCCCACAGCGCAGUGAGGAACCCGAGCGGUGUAACGUGGAGCAGGUCGUUUAUUAAGGGUUAAAAGUCCCGGCUUGGCUUCGGGAAUACAGACUGAUAUCUGUACAUUAAUGUCUGACUGAUGGGUCGCUGGUGUCCCGGUUAGCCUACAGGCUACUAACGUGUUGUCUGUGGCACGUCAGCUAGCAUCCGGCUAAGUAAAGUUAGCAGCAGACGCGAGUUAGCAGUGUUUAUAUUAGUGUUUAUUGGUGUAUCUGUGUUUGUAUAUAGCGGUAUGUUGGUGUAAGUCGCACUGGUAAAGAAGUGAUGUGGUUAGUUAUCUGAGCUGAAUCUGGGGCAGAUCUGAGGAGGCUCACACUUGUGUUAGGACACUAAUGUAGGAGUUCUUGUUGAUCUACAGGCCACUAAACAGCUCGGGGAGUCCAGUGAAUGUAAAGUGAGUGGAAACGCUGCGAUGGAGCUGAAGAUGAAAUAAGACUUUUAUUUCAUACGUAACGAAAAAGCAACACAAAGACAAUCGGGCGGUUUUUCUCCUCAGUGCAGAUGUGAGGAGAAGAGCUGAAGGUUCUCAGGUCUGUCAGUCCACAGCCGAGGUUUGGAGGAAGAGGAGGACAUCUUCACCACCUUCAUCAUCUGUGUGUGUGUGUGUGUGUGUGUCUGUGAGAUGAUGGAGGGAGGAAAUGUGCAGAAGAUGAGUCCUUUACACCGAGAGCUCACUCGCACCUUCAGCAGCUACAACAAAAGCUCAGCGCUGCUGAAGAAGAACCUAAAGGAGACGAACAGCUUCUUCAGGGAGAUGAGACAGAACUACAGUAACGUGUGCACAUCUGGAGACCUCGAGCAGGGUCAACUGGGCUGUGUUUCCAUCCCCCAUCCUGAUGAGGAGUUUCUCCACGGCGUGGUGGGUAGCGCCCCCUGCAUCUUGGUCCUCGGACAAGACUGCCCCGCCCGCUACCAGCUCCUCAACUGCCUUCUGGGAGAGAAGCUCCUCCCCCUUGGCUCAGAACUGGGUGGGACCUGUGGACCGGGGGGGAGGGCCUGUAAAAGGAGGAAGUUGUGUUUCACUCAUGGGCGUCAGACACGACUCAGCCUGGCUCUCCCAGGGCAGUACGAGCUGGUGCACCAGUUGGCAGCUAACUGUAGCCGCUGGGACACCGUUCCCCUGCAGGACCUGGAGUUCCAGGACGAGUGUGAGGAUCCGGCGCACCGAUUGGCCGAGCUCGAGAUCACGCUGCAUCACUCGCUGCUACAGGAGACGAGGAUCAUGGUGGUGCCGUGUGAAGGCGUGCAGCCCUUUAAAGAGGCCCUUGAGGACUGCAUGCAUAACACAAUUCCCAUAAUUCUCUACGCUCUGAGUCAGGACUCCGUUACCCCGGAGCAGGCAGCUGAACUCCUGAAAGUCCGAGACCUGCUUCCGUUUCCCAUCUGCUUCAUCCGGGUCCCGGGUGUUUCUGGCAUUGCUGCCUCUCAGGUGCAAUCGGGCGCACUCCAGAAGCAGCUCUUAACCCUGGGCCUCCUACCAGAAGGACCGGGAAACUGUUCCUGCGGCGCUCCGUCCCAAACGCAGCAUGGCUUCUCUGGGAAACCUCACAGCGUACUCGGAGAGAGUUUGGACCGCUUCCAUCGACUCCUCAUCCACUUCUCCAGGCAGAUGUUCACCAGUCAGCUGGUGGAGGCGGCAAACCGUCUAAACGAGCUUCACUGCAGCUGCCUCAACCUCUUCAUCAACCAGGCAUUUGACAUGCAGAGGGAUCUUCAGAUAACGCCCCGGAGGCUGGAGUACACGCGGGAGAAGGAGGCAGAGCUCUUCACCUCCCUCAUGGCCAUCGCCAACCGCAAACAGGAGGAGAUGAAGGAGAUGAUUGUGGACACACUGAGCACCAUGAAGGAGCAGCUUCUGGAGGAUGCGGCCAACCUCGAGUUUACAGAUAUCAUUGUGAGCUCUAACGGAGACGCAGUGAGCAGUAAGGACAUAAAGUCAUGUAUUCAUCAGAUCCAGGAGCUGAUUGUUGUGCGUCUGAAUCAGGCUGUUGCUAAUAAACUCACCAGCUCUGUGGAUUACUUGCGUGAGAGUUUUGUAGGAACGCUGGAACGCUGCCUGAACAGCCUGGAGAAAUCCAACAUGGACUCCCAUAAUAUCACCUCCAACCACCUCAAACAGAUUCUGAAUGCUGCCUAUCACGUGGAGGUGACGUUUCACUCUGGGUCAUCUGUUACACGUCUCUUCUGGGAGCAGAUCAAACGGAUAAUCCAGAGGUUGUCGUGGGUGAACCCUCCCUCCAUCACAGCGGAGUGGAAGAGGAAAGUGGCUCAAGACGCCAUCGAGAGUCUGAGUGCCGCCAAACUGGCCAAAAGCAUUUGCUCCCAGUUCCGCACCCGGCUCAACAGCUCUCACGAUGCCUUCGCUGCCUCGCUUAGACAGUUAGAGGAGGGUCAUACAGACCGUCUGGGUCGGACCGAGGAUCUGUGGGUGCGUGUCAGGAAAGAACAUGCCCCCCGUCUCGCACGCCUCUCGCUGGAGAGCCGCUCACUCAUUGAUACACUACUGUACGGGAAGCCGAAGCUGGGGCGCGAGUUGGGCAGGGGGCAGUAUGGAGUGGUGUAUUUGUGUGACAACUGGGGGGGCAAUAACCCCUGUGCCCUGAAGUCAGUGGUACCUCCUGAUGACAAACACUGGAAUGACCUAGCACUUGAGUUCCACUACACAAGGUCUUUACCUAAGCACGAGCGGAUGGUGGAUCUUCAUGGGUCUGUGAUUGAUCACACGUAUGGUGGAGGUUCGAGCAUCGCAGUGCUGCUCAUAAUGGAGAGACUUCACAGAGACCUGUACACAGGCCUCAAGGCUGGACUUUCUCUGAAGGAGCGUCUGCAGAUUGCACUGGAUGUGGUUGAGGGGAUUCGCUUCCUGCACAGUCAGGGGCUCGUACACCGAGACAUUAAACUGAAAAAUGUGCUGCUGGACAAACAGAACAGAGCCAAAAUCACAGACCUCGGGUUCUGCAAACCUGAAGCCAUGAUGUCAGGCAGCAUCGUAGGAACACCAAUACACAUGGCACCAGAACUGUUCACAGGAAAGUAUGAUCACUCGGUGGACGUCUACGCUUUUGGGAUCUUGUUCUGGUAUUUGUGCAGCGGAUCUGUGAAACUACCUGAAGCUUUUGAGAAAUGUUCCAGUAAAGACCAACUGUGGACCAACGUCAAGAAAGGUUCUCGUCCAGAGCGUUUGUCUAGAUUUGAUGAAGAGUGUUGGCAGCUGAUGGAGGCAUGUUGGAAUGGAGACCCGUCUCAGAGACCGCUGCUGGGAAUCGUACAGCCGAGUCUGCAAAGCAUCAUGGGACGUCUGUGUGACGGUGCUGACCAGGGACACGCCAGCCUGGAAGACUCCACCUAAAACACACACCUUAAAAUACACAUGCAUACAGUUAAAAUAAAACGCGCGCACACACACACACACACACACACACACACACACACACACACACACACACACACACACACACACACACACACACACACACACACAGUGUGACACAUUCCCGGGAGAAACACAUUCAACUGACGUUGAUGUAAAAAGACAGAAGUGGUAUAUAAAUUGUUUUUGUAUUUUUGGGAGGUCUUGAGUUGAGUGUGUGUACACACAACCACACAAAACUGUCUUCUGUUAGGAAGCCAACACACUAUUUAUGAUCAGACGAUCUGAGCAACACAGUCUUAAAAUGUUUUUCUUUGUGUUUAAUGUAUAUUUAUAUAAAGUCAUAUUACACAAUGUUCUUUUCAUCAUGCAUGCUAAUUCUGCUUUGUUGUAGGAUUGUAACUAGAAUUUUUAAGAGUUGUGUGAUCAUAUUGCCAUAUUAUUAUAGAACAAGGAAAAAAGACUUUAAUUUUAGCUGGUGUUUAAACUUGCUAUCUGAACACGACUUUUUUAAUAAAAAAGGUUUUGUCAAGCUC
Tachysurus fulvidraco (yellow catfish) is the source of this 4151-nucleotide messenger RNA. RefSeq names its product dual serine/threonine and tyrosine protein kinase (gene dstyk). The transcript is spliced from 14 exons. Bases 868 to 3594 code for a protein of 908 amino acids. Gene Ontology annotation, biological process: protein phosphorylation. The record is from RefSeq and is a predicted model, not a curated record. Gene Ontology annotation, molecular function: ATP binding; protein kinase activity. NCBI's taxonomy places the organism in Eukaryota, Metazoa, Chordata, Actinopteri, Siluriformes, Bagridae.